Messenger RNA from Gadus morhua (Atlantic cod), 1257 nucleotides. RefSeq names its product N-acetyllactosaminide beta-1,3-N-acetylglucosaminyltransferase 3-like. The record is from RefSeq and is a predicted model, not a curated record. Gene Ontology annotation, biological process: protein O-linked glycosylation; poly-N-acetyllactosamine biosynthetic process. The coding region runs from base 1 to 1116 and encodes 371 amino acids. NCBI's taxonomy places the organism in Eukaryota, Metazoa, Chordata, Actinopteri, Gadiformes, Gadidae. Gene Ontology annotation, molecular function: UDP-glycosyltransferase activity; hexosyltransferase activity. Gene Ontology annotation, cellular component: Golgi membrane. The transcript has a single exon.
AUGAAAAGGAUAAGAAAAUAUCUGAUCCUGAUCGUGGCCCCGUGCCUGAUAGUGAUCCUUCUCUGGACCAGCCAACAUCCUCCCCCUCCACCCUCCAACGAUGUUCAGCUCCUCACUCAAGACCAACUGAGUCCCAAUAUGCCACCCGCCGUCUCGAGACGUAGCCUCCACCUCUGGCCCCCAUGCCAUCGGAACCGGUCCAUGGUCAACAUCACUGGCUUCUCCGACCUCCCUGUGCGCCUCCAGAACUUCCUGUCUUACCGGCACUGUAAACACUUUCCCUUGAUGCUCGACCUUCCCCACAAAUGUGGAGUGACAGAUGGAUCGGACAUUUUCCUUCUGCUGGUCAUCAAGUCCCCGCCGGAGAACUACGAGCGGAGACAAGUGCUCCGUGAGACCUGGGCUGAGGAGCGGAAACACAACGGGGCCUGGAUCCGCAGGGUCUUCAUCUCGGGGACAUCGGGUGCUAACUUGCAGAAGCAGAGGAUGAACAAGCUCAUGGAGGUGGAGAACAGGAACUAUGGUGACAUUCUCCAAUGGGACUUUGAGGAGUCCUUCUUGAACUUGACCCUGAAGCAAGUCCUGUUCCUUGAGUGGCUGGAGGACCGCUGUCCCCGGGCCCACUUCCUGCUCAACGGUGACGACGACAUCUUUGCCCACACAGACAACAUGGUGGAAUACCUCCAGGGCGUCAACGGAAGCCGUGACAGUGACGAGCACCUCUUUGUGGGAAGCCUUAUGGAAGGCACUGGGCCUGUUCGAGAACCAAGCAAGUACUUUGUUCCCGUUCAGGUGCAGGAAUCGGACACCUACCCUGCGUACUGUAGCGGAGGAGGCUACCUGCUGUCCCGCCAUACGGCCAAGGUGCUAUUCGAGAUGUCCAAGUCGGUUGCUCUGCAUCCCAUCGACGAUGCGUACAUGGGGAUGUGCCUGGCCAGGGCAGGACUCAAACCCUCCUCCCAUGUGGGCGUGAAUCCCGGAGGACUUCGCCUCCCGACGAAGGUGGACCCUUAUGACCCGUGUUACUUCAAGGACGUUCUGAUGGUGCACCGCUUUCAGCCGCACCAGAUGUUCGUCUUGUGGGACCAAGUUCAUGAUCCUGGACUGAAGUGUUAAACUGUACAACUGAACUGAACUCUGCUGGGCCGUCAGAAAAGGAUGACAAUACAUGGGAUGACAAGAUUUGGGAAGGUGUGUGUCUAGGUAUGUGUGUGGGAGCUUGCAUGUAUGUUUAUGAAUGUCUUUCAUAUUGGUGUA